Molecule: messenger RNA, 7290 nt
Organism: Prinia subflava (tawny-flanked prinia)
Lineage: Eukaryota; Metazoa; Chordata; Aves; Passeriformes; Cisticolidae
Gene: PSKH1
Product: protein serine kinase H1
Exons: 4
Coding region: 295-1548 (417 amino acids)
Biological process (GO): protein phosphorylation
Molecular function (GO): protein kinase activity; ATP binding
Source: RefSeq, a predicted model, not a curated record
GCGGUGAUGACGUCAGGAGGCGGUGCCGCGCCGCGGCCGGAGCGGGCCGAGGUUGGAUGAAGAGUCUAAACUUCUUCCAGGUGUCCCUUUAAAACAUUUCUCCACUUGCUUCUUCUGUUGGAAGACCAGCUGGGGUUCCUUUUCUACUGUUCAUGCUGAACAGUUGCUUGGAGAGGUGGUGCAUGAGCGGAGAAAUACCUGGUGAUGAUUCAAAUGUGGGAAUUGCCCCGGAUGUGGUUGCUGCUGAUGCUCCCUUGGGAACAUGCCUUGAUAGGGAAUUAACACCAGUCCGUGAUGGGCUGCGGGACAAGCAAAGUGCUUCCCGAGCCCCCCAAAGAUGUGCAGCUAGACCUGGUUAAGAAAGUCGAGCCUUACACAGGCCACAGUGACAUAUACAAGCAUUUCAUCAAAGAUGACAGCGGGGCUGUCAUCAAAGCUGGCUCUCCCUCCCCUCCUCAUCACACCAACCCCUACCCCGGGAACGCCGCGCCCGCCCAGCCCGAGCCCCGCAAGAACAAAGUGGCCAAAUACCGCGCCAAGUUCGACCCGCGCGUGACGGCCAAGUACGACAUCAAGGCGCUGAUCGGCCGGGGCAGCUUCAGCCGCGUGGUGCGCGUGGAGCACAAGGCCACCAAGCAGCCCUACGCCAUCAAGAUGAUCGAGACCAAGUACCGGGAGGGCCGCGAGGUGUGCGAGUCGGAGCUGAGCGUCCUGCGCCGCGUGCGCCACACCAACAUCAUCCAGCUCAUCGAGGUGUUCGAGACGCAGGAGCGCGUGUACAUGGUGAUGGAGCUGGCCACCGGCGGGGAGCUCUUCGACCGCAUCAUCGCCAAGGGCUCCUUCACCGAGAGGGACGCCACGCGCGUGCUGCAGAUGGUGCUGGACGGGGUGAGGUACCUGCACACUCUGGGGAUCACCCACCGGGACUUGAAGCCGGAGAACCUGCUGUACUAUCAUCCAGGAACCGAUUCCAAGAUCAUGAUCACAGACUUCGGGCUGGCCAGCGCGCGGAAGAAGGGGGAUGACUGCCUGAUGAAAACCACGUGUGGGACCCCGGAGUACAUCGCCCCCGAGAUCCUGGUCAGGAAGCCCUACACCAACUCUGUGGACAUGUGGGCGCUGGGGGUGAUCUCGUACAUCCUCCUCAGCGGCACGAUGCCCUUCGAGGACGACAACCGCACCCGCCUGUACCGGCAGAUCCUGAAGGGAAAGUACAGUUACUCAGGCGAGCCCUGGCCCAGUGUGUCCAACCUGGCCAAGGAUUUCAUUGACCGUCUGCUCACGGUGGACCCCAGUGACAGGAUGACGGCCCUGCAGGCCCUGAAGCACCCCUGGGUGGUCAGCAUGGCAGCCUCCUCCUCCAUGAAGAACCUGCACCGUUCCAUCUCCCAAAACCUUCUCAAGAGGGCAUCCUCCCGCUGCCAGAGCACCAAGUCCGCGCAGUCCACGCGCUCCAGCCGCUCCACCAAGUCCAACAAGUCGCGGCGCGUGCGGGAGCGGGAGCUGCGGGAGCUCAACCUGCGCUACCAGCAGCAGUACACGGGCUGAGCACCCCGCCCUGCCAGGGGUCUCCUCUGGUGUGCACACACUCAGGGAGGAGCAGCCACGUCCCUCCCUCCCUCCCUCCCUGCAGGCGUUCCCCCCGUCCAUGAGGAGGUGUCCCCCUCACCCCGUGCGGUGGAAAGGGAACCUUGUGGUGGCCGUCGCACCCUGCUGUGUGACACGCCAGGAACGGGGGAGUCCCUGUGGGCUCGGAGCACAGCUCGGAGCCUCGAGGAAUGCACAAAUUAAGGAGCCACGUGGGGAGAAGAGCUCUUUCUGUAGCCCAGGAGCUUAGUUGUUCAUAGUUAUUUAUUAAUUCCAGAGCGUUCCGUUUCUCUCGCUUGUGUAUGGGAAAAAGAAGAAAUCACUUGGUGUGUCUGUGCACGCACGUCCGUGUGUGCACGUACACGUGUGGGGGUGUAUAUGUAUUUAAAAAUUAUGUAUACACAGAUUUUGAGCUGGUUUAGUCAGACUCCGUGGUGCCUUUGCAGCAAAGCUGGAAUGAGUCAGUCAGAAGUGGGAUAGCUCUGACUCACUGCUGUGCUGCCCACCAGCUCCUUGCCAAAGAGAUGCCAGACAGCAGUUUUCCACGAGGGCUGGGAAGCUGUGAGGUUUCCCCCAAGGGAUCACUUGCCUGAUGACAUCAAGGGUUUACCCCUGGAAUUGUCCUGUCCCUGUUUGCAGCAAGACCAGUGCCUGUCAUGCAGGGUUGGUUGUUGUUGUGGCUCUGUUGUGUCUCUGAUGUGUUACACACCUCACAUCCCUCAGAAGAGGAUUGAGGAGGUUGAGGUUUUUUGUGCUAAGGGGAAAAAAGAGGGAGGAAGUUUUAGGGAUGUGCUUCCCACCGCAGAACUGCCAUGGGCUAUAACCACUGUAAGCACGGUGUUACCGAGCACGUCACUGCACCAGAACUUUGGUGGUUCCAGGCUGCUCCCUGGCUGCAGAUUUGACAGGGCUCCCCUGCUCUGUGUGCCCGUGCUGCCCCAGCACUGCCAUCCCUGCUUUGCAUCAGUGGUGGUGGGAGCUGUUGGGGUGGCCACAAAUAGCAUCAGGGUAGGGCCUUGAGUAGUGGAAGGUCAGUCUGGGAGUGUCAGCAGUGACAAUACCCUGGAGACAUUGUACAAAUGCCCUAGAGCUGUGAGGGGUGACUUAAGUUCACCAGAAAAAAGCUGCCUCUCACGUGUCCUUGUGCUGUAUGGGUGAUGAGAUGGGCUCUUACAAAGGACUCUCAGGGGAGGUGGGGGCUGCAGAGCUGAGCUUUGUGCAAGCCUGCUGAGAUCUUCUCAACCAGUUAGAGCAGCAAGGUGGGGCUGAUGGCACAGGCACAGCAUGGAUUUGGCUUCACAUGGUAGUAGAGACAAGAUCAGCAGUGAAGGAAAAUGAAACUUUUCUUACAAAGCCACAUGAUUUGCUUUGUGCUGUGCACUUGGGAAGGGCUUGCCUGGCUCUGGGCUGGAGAUGCAGGCACUCCAAGCUCAAGGGGCUGGUGGGCUUGGCCUUUUCCUAGGAUUGAUGCCUGUGCCUCUGUGUUUCAGUGUCAGCAGGGCUGAAGUGGUCAGUCACAUCUCCAGGGAGCUGUCACAGUCAUCCCUAGUCAGCAAACAGCAAAGCAGCUUUAGUGGGAGAUCAGAGUUUUCUGUGCUAAGGCGAAAAAAAAAAACAGGCGGGGAGGGGGAAUUUCUGGGGUUGUGCUUCCCAUCCCAAAGGUGGGACAGGCUGUAAAUAUGUGUAACCAGACUGGUGUGCCCAGGCACAUGGUGGGGAAUACAGCAGAAGUAACUUGAGGACAGCCACUGUGUGUAGCAGGAGUGAAUUUGAAAUCCUUUGCAUGGUUUUGCAUGUUAUUUUGAAAACCUCACAUCCUUUGCAGGCUGCCCUUUCUCUGAGCAGCCUGUCCUACCAUGUCACAUGUAGUCUUUCUUCCAUCAGCAUUAACAGAUACUACAGAAUUCUCCAAUAUUGGGGUUUUUUUUCAACUCUGUGGACUGCAAACAAAAAUGUUUUCAGCAUCUUUUACCUCCUCAUGUAGUUUUUUCCUAGUUUAUUACCAUGAACUAUAAACUAGAUGUGAUUCCUGACAAAGCAGGCAGCUUGCCACAUUUUGCUUCAUGAACAGUUGAGUGUCCCUCAUGGUUCUGCAAACAGCUCUCCAAAAGCAGAAGCCCCUCCAAGGCCAGUGUCAACUGGACCGUGGGGGCCCUGCAGGUCAGGUGGUGGCAGGAGGCUCCCUCGGAGCAUUUCUGGUUCUGAGCCAUUCCUUGAAGAGGCUUUGGUGUGUUUGGAGCAUCACUCCAGGCACUGUGAUUGCUUUUACCUCCUGGCUGCUCCUGUGGCCCUCCCCAGAUUAUCCUGCACGUUUAUCCACAAAACAGGGAUUUUGCCUGUGUGAGGGGGUCAAACUGAUGAACUGAGCCAAGACCUCUAGAACUGAGACCUUUCCCCUUAACCACUAGGCCAUCAAAAUGCACAUGGCGUAUACAGAUGUUUGCCCAUGCUGUUCCUUUAUCUUUCUCUUACGGGAUGAGGAAUACAUAAAGCUCUGGGCUAACCACGCUUGUUUCUCCACCUUCACAAGGCAGAGCAAGAAUCUUCUCAUCUGUGGCUAUUUUUGCUUCAUUGAUCUUUUUCACCAGGAGAAGUUCAGAGUGAUCCUUUGUGGUUACUUUGGGCUGGAAUAUGUUUUGGGGUGUGGGAGGUUGCUGUGUAGGUUCCUGACAGUGUCAGGUUUUGGUGGUGAUGCUCUGUGAUUGGGGUGAAUUGGCAGAAGGGAGGAUCCAUCACGUAUGUGAGAAUAUUGGAUAGCUGCAACUGCCUCCCCGUGGUAUUGAGGUCUCUGUGGUCCUUGGGCACUCCACUGCUUGGGAAUUGCAGGAAGAGGACCAAGGCCAUCCCUUAAAGAGCUUUGGCUUUUCUAAAAAAAUAACUCUAUUUCUUUUCACAAAUGCAAUGUUUUCUUGUUUGCGUGGAAAAGUCAGUAUAAACUUUACAGGCUUUCCUUGCAUCGUUCAGUUUUAACACUCUUGGCUCACUCCCUCUUCUUCUCCUAAAUCCAUUAUUCAUAGGAACUUUGCAGCCAGACAAUAACUCUGUGUGGGCAGAGGGGAGAUGAGCAGAGCUCUGCCCGAAUGACCCUGGAGUCCUCAGUGAUCUUUUUCAGUCUGGAAAACUGUGAUGGUCCAAAUGCCACGUUGGAAGGUCAGGCUUAAGAACAAUUCCUCAGGUGCUUUUAUCUUGCAAGUGGGACACGUUUUCAGUUGGGUCUGGUGCGGAGUGGGACAGCAAAGUGCUGUAAUUCUGAGCCAUGGUCCAGUGCCUUCAAUCUCUCCUCUAAGAAGCUCUUCACUGUGAAUUACCUUGAUCAUCUGUCUUCAUUCCACAGGAGCAGCUCAGAGCUCUGUUGGUCUUAAGUCUCAGGAGUUUACACUUUCCAGGAGUGCCUUUUUUGGGGAUUUUAGAAACUAAAAUCUCUCUGAAAUGCUUUUUUCUACUCUUUCAUUUAAUUUUUUAAUGUCCUUCUUUGACUCCUAAUGGUGGUUCUUAAUUUGGGUCGCAGAGUGUUUUUUGGGAACCUUCCUCUGGUCCUGAAUGUGCAGGGAGGACAGAGGUGACACCUGCCUGUUCCAGACCACCACUGAAUGCAGUCUCUGUUAUCUGGGGUGGAAAUCCGAGUGCUUCUGUUCUGCCUGCUUUGGUUCUUGCAGGGGAAGUGGAGUGGGAAUGACACCUAGUGGCAAAUUGUGGUGUGUCCUUGUCCAAGCACAGCCCUCUCCUCGCUGCAUCCCCUGUUUCUGGCUGAGAUGCUCCUGAGGAGUAAAGGGAAUUAAGGUGGUUUGUCUUUUGGAACUUAGCAGUACUGUGUAAAAAAGUCCCAUCCUUUUGCCCUGGGAGUUCAGCUGCUCUCUUGGGGAAGAGAAUUACAGCUUCAAAGAAUGUGGCCUGUUGAUUCCUAGAUUUUUACCAUUUUUGUUGAGGAUUAUUGGAAAAGAAUGUGAGAAAGUCUUCCAGAAAUUGCAUGGGUGGAUGGGGGGGGUCUGAAGAUUCGCAUCCAGGGUUUUGAGCAUGUAGUGUAUUUUCCUAAAACAGCAGUUACCAGUCCGUGUUGGAUUUACUUCUCACUCAGGCUUCUAAAAAUCUUAACACAUCAACCCAGUGGGAUAGAAACCACCCUUCCUUUGAUCCUGAAGAGGUCUGUGCCAUUUAACACUGCAGUUGUGAUAGCAUCCAGAUGCUCCUGCUCUGUGUUGUUCUUGGAAGCACACAGCUAUAUGUGAAGGAAAGCCUGAGAGCCUUGAGAGGAGCUUGAGCCCAGACAAGAGGGCUCAGCCCUGCUGGCUUUGGGAGUGAUGUGGAAACCAGCUGCAGUGCAGGGCCUGCUUCACGUGUUUGUUCUGGACAUGAUAAACCCUCACACUCUUCUUUGGAAUCCGGGUGCUUUGCUCUUUUAGGCCAGAUAUUUUCUGUUCUGGUAAUUUACAUUAUUUCUGAGGCCCUGCUCCAUUUCUCAGUCCUGUUUCCUACCUGGAUGUUUGACUGCAGUACUAAGAAGGUCAACUUUUAUCUGAUGCACAAACUGGAAUAGGAAUGAUGGUUCACUUGGCUGCUGGGCAGCAGCUCUGGGUUUGGCUCUGCAGGUCUGGUGAGUCCUGGGGCGAGGUAAAAGCUUCCUUAUGGUGUCUUUAAGGACCUGCAGUGCAGGCUCAGCUCAGUCUUGUACCACAUAGGGCAACUACUGUGUGGCUGGUACAGGCUUCUAAUUAGGCUGUGUGGGGCCAUUUUAAGUAAUGAUACUAAAGAUUUGGGGGAGUUUGAGGUGGGAUAAAUUAAAAUCUCAUAGUUUUCUAAAUGAUGCAAAGCAACACAGAGAUUGGCUUCUUUGAGCCCUAGAAUUUGCAGGGAGGGUGGUUGUGACCAGGCCUCUCACCCAUUCAGCUUUUUCCUGGAAGGUGUCACCAAGUGCCUGUAUCACUCAGUAUCCAGCCCCAAGUUGCCUUCACCACUCUUGGGAGGGUUUUGGUGUUUUUUUUGACCACUCAGUCUCCUCUUUUACCCUGGAUUAAGAGUGCAGCACUCCAAGGCAGGUGCCUGCAUGUCAGCUGUGCCUUAAUUUGCAGGAAACUCCCCACAGAAAUAAAUGUGAACACCAGGGAUGUGCUGUGGCAAGCGGCAUCGUGGAGCUCAGUGCCUUCUGCCCUCGGUGUGCCAAGGGCAGCGGGAGCUCUGCCUGGUGAUAACUGUCCCCUGUCCCAUGUCCCCUCCUGCCUGGUGAUACUGUAGAUCCCUCGUGUGUGACGGGCAAACUCUGGCUGCUGUUGCAGAGGUCGUUGCACUGUUUGUCUGCUGAAUGUAGAAUCUUUGCGAGGGGUGUUACAGAGCAGCAGCUCCUGCGCGGGUGCCCCGAUGCCGGGAGCUUUCCUGUUGCCUUUCCCUGGGGAAGGACUCCUCCCGGGAGGCCCCUGGGAUCGCAGCCCUUCCGCCACUGGAUGCUAUUCUCGGUUGCGCGGUUUCCGGUGCUGGGCUGGAGCAGUUUGGAAGCGACUCCGGUCUCAUCCAGGCGCUCUCCUCACGGGACUGUCUGGAGAAGUGUCCCACACCCCGCCUUGCCUCUCGAGUCCUGGCUUUACUCUAAGGACUGUCCUGUCAGAUGAGGUUGGACCCAGUGUAAUUAGUCUGUAAUGUUCAAGUUAGAGUGUACAGAAUUAUUUAUUUGGUGUACUCUGUCUGCUAAAACAUGUCCAUGUAUUCUGUGUA